Messenger RNA from Boeremia exigua, 2265 nucleotides. RefSeq lists its product as uncharacterized. The record is from RefSeq and is a predicted model, not a curated record. Bases 476 to 1951 code for a protein of 491 amino acids. The transcript has a single exon. NCBI's taxonomy places the organism in Eukaryota, Fungi, Ascomycota, Dothideomycetes, Pleosporales, Didymellaceae. Gene Ontology annotation, molecular function: protein binding.
AGCUGAUGAUGCUCGGAUACGUGCCAGUUGCCAGCCGUCAUCGUUGAUCCUGCACGCAAGGAGGGGUCAAGCUGCUGUCGAAAGGACGUAAGCACACGUACCGUCACCAUUCUUAGCUUGCGCUCGCGCUUCACACCAUUCUGUCACUCUUACCUUCGCCUCGAUCCCCACUGCUAACUUUCUAGGCUCAAGAUACAUCGAAUCCAGACUCGUUCCUCAUUUCUUCCCCGUCGGAGCAAUGAUAUGUCGACGGACGGCAAGGGCGUAGUUACACCUGGUGCAACGGUCCCAGUAAUCCCGAUUUGGGAUCUCACAUUGCAGUGAAGGCGGCCGCGUACGUCAUAGCUUCUCGUUUGUCUUCUCCACGUAAAAGGCGCCUUUCCCUUCGACACAAACAACACGCAACCACACAACAACACCACACAGCAAAUCGCGCAACCGCUACUUCCUGUUCCAAAACUUCAUCACCGGCGCCAUGGCGCUCUCGGGAAAGGCUGUCGUCACGCUACCUGCGACUGCUCAUUUGCGCAGUCUGGGUGACCUGCCUGAAGAAUUGAUCGCAAACAUCAUCUCGUACUUGACGCCGCAGGCAAGCUUGGCUGCAUUGUCAGCGACAUCGCACAAGCUUCACCGUAUUGCUGAACCUUAUCUCUACCAUGCGGUCCAUAUCACCCAGCAAGAAGCGCAGUCUGAUUCGUUCAACAGAAAGAAAAGACCUUGGGCAGAUGACGCACUGGACGAGGUUGUCAAACCAUCUACAGAAGAGUGUCCAAGUGGGUCUUUGUUACUUCGAACUCUUUCAGAGCGACCUGAGCUCGUUAAACACGUGAAAGAACUCAAAGUAUGUCGAAACUUGCAGCAUCAGCACUCAACAGCGGGAGAGACGAGACCACCUUUGUUCACGUUGUUUGGACUGCGCACAUCAGCAUAUGAGGCAUCGAACUAUACAUUACUGCAACUCUUAAGGCUGUUAUCACACUUAGAGCAUCUCGAUUGUUCAAUGAUCCAUUCCGGCCUGCACACCUACCUACGCAGCAGCAGCACAAUCAAUAGGGCACCUGGUUUUUCUCACAGUCAAAGCCUCAAAUCCAUCACACGAUUGCAGAUUGACUGUUUUUCUCAAAUAAUGUCUGAUGUCGAGCUGCUGUUUGGGAUUCCAAAUCUCGAGUCCCUCCAUCUACAUAGAAUAGAUGCCUUCAACAUCACUCUCAACUUACUGCGACGGGAAACCACUAAGGACUGCCGAAUCAAACACCUCUUUCUUGAAAACCUACGACCCCAAGAACGCAGAGUGGACCUUACUUCACGUAUUCUCCGUCGAAUCUCUGAAACUGUCACUCGAUUGCAAGGACUAUAUGUCACAAUGACUCAGCCGGAUGGCGUGUGCCGCGUGCUUGCUGCUUUCACAGGGCGCAUCCCGCAUUUGCACCAACUGGAGGUGUAUAGCAAUGUGCAACAACCGGAGACGCUCAGUAAUAUUGCACAACCAUCUGCGUGUGCUAUCUCCGGAAGUGGACACGAAGGGUUUCAUAACGAAGAGACGCUACAACUUCUCUACACAGCUUCAGAGCUGCAAACUCUCCACCUGGACAUCGAUGAGUUCAGCGAGAUUAUGAGCCUGGAGGAGUACGAGAAAUACCAAGAGAUGAACCUCGACAGCGAUCCGGACUCAUGGGCAGAGGUACCCGGCAUGUGGCUCUUUAUGCGAAUUCACCUUCCCGUACCUUCGUCCGUGGAAGAUUUGGUGGUACGCGUUAGCAAUAUGUACCCUGCCGGACCCAGUCUCACCAAAGCAUUAACUUCUCUUGCCGAAGAUGUGGAGAUCCGGGCUCCUAAGCUGCGCCGUUUGGGUGUCUUUGUGCCUACUCUUCAGGGGACAGUGAUUCUGAAGGACGAGCUGAUAGAAGCUUUUCAGGGCAAGGGUGUCGUUCUUGAAGUGCUGAGGAAAUGAUCUCAGAUCAAAUUGUACGGCUAGGGAUGGCAGGAAGUUGGGAAAGGAAACUGUUUGUCAGCUUGAUCGGAAACACUACUGGUCCUCGCAUGGAGAAAGGGCUGAAGUUUUAAUGUCGCUCAAGGGUCAAGCGGAGCAAAACACUCGAGUUGGAUUCAUGGGUCUUACAAAAUGAAUUAUCAUGGCGUUUAUCUAGUUUCUUCUUGUUCACUCAGAGUCUCCAUCUCUCACACGGCUGCAAUUUCUAGUUCUUCCAACCAAUAUUACCCGAGUUUGAAACUCCUCUUAUACAUCCACCAGUGAAUCUCAUCGCA